Messenger RNA from Salvelinus fontinalis (brook trout), 2180 nucleotides. It is a transcript of the gene nudt8, whose product is annotated as nudix (nucleoside diphosphate linked moiety X)-type motif 8. Lineage: Eukaryota; Metazoa; Chordata; Actinopteri; Salmoniformes; Salmonidae. The coding region runs from base 285 to 1682 and encodes 465 amino acids. The record is from RefSeq and is a predicted model, not a curated record. The transcript has 5 exons. Gene Ontology annotation, molecular function: coenzyme A diphosphatase activity.
GUUGGUUAUAAAACUAACGUUAGCUAGCCAUUUGCCAGAUUGAGUUUGCAUUGUGCUAGCAGCUAACAUUAGCAGACAGCAACUUGAACUUUCAGCGUAGUUGCACAAUGUUAGCUACAGAAUGUGCUAUCUUAAAUGACCUAUGUUUAGCUUUUUUCUUUGUAUUACAGUAGUCUUGAAUACUGUUCUCAAACCUCACCUCGGGGACCACCAGACGUGUCACAAUUGUAUUGUAGCCCUGAAGUAACGUUAGCACGCCUGAUUCCCUUAAGUUUAUUAAGGGCAUGAUUAAUUGGCAACUUGAAUCAGGUGUGGUAACACUGGAAAUUCAUGAGCUGCGGGAGAUCCCCGAGGAGCGGUUUGAGAACCACUGCUGCAGUGAAGAAAUGUUCAGGAGUCCACAGAUUCUGGCCUUGACAUGCCCUGUCAGGACCCACAGACCCCUGCAGCUGUCUGGCAGAGACCUCAACGUGCCUGCCCUACCUGAGCAAGCCUGUCAGAGGUGGACUGGACCCAAAACAGGGAGAAGUCUCUGUCAGGGGGAUGGAGGGGAGAAGGCAGUAUCCCUCGCUUCAGCCAUUUCUUCACAACUUGUUAGCAGAGGCACCUCCUGUUGUGGGAGUUGUCUCCUAAACGUUGCACCUCAACACCCCUUACAAAAAGCCACCCCUCCCAACCGCCCUCAAUUGUCUCAGGACUCUAGCUUUGUUUCUUUGAAACGUACACCACGACUGCCGGUGCUUGUAGCAUGUGACCCUUGGAAAACCACGUUAUUGGAACAUUUGGACAAUUCUAAAGUCCCUGAAUGUUUUAGUGACCUCAAGUGCCUUCUACAAAGGAGGCAAACUGACAAUGGUAGCCAAUGUUUAUCUGCUGAGGAGAAGGUGAACGUCACAUUCAGUGUUAAAAGUAAUAGUUACAUCCCUGUUCAAAGUAGCAAGGACAUUUUUCACAGACUGCUUGCUGCCACACCCAAACUGUGGACUGUGGAUCCCCAGAGAAGCCUUUCACUCCAGAGCCGCGGCCUGCACCAGGCUGCUGCCUCCUGCCCAGAGGGUGCCCUGAGGGAGUGCCUUUCACUGGUGAACGAGGCGCGUUGCCGGCAGAGCCUGGGGCCUAACGUGGCUCUUUAUGAGAAGGACGUCCGGGGGAAGAGGGGGUCCAGUGAGGCCCAGGGGAAUUGGGCGUCCGUGCUGGUCUCUCUUUGCUCUGUGGAGGGAGAGCCCGCCUUCCUGUUCACCCUCAGAUCCACAGCACUGAAGGGCAGACACAAGGGUGAUGUCAGUUUUGCAGGGGGCAAGCGUGACCCCUCGGACAAGGACGUUGUGGACACCGCCCUGCGAGAAGCUGGUGAGGAACUUGGCGUCACUGUGGCAACAAGCCAAGUGUGGGGCGUGCUGAAACCACUCAGGGAUAUGUCUGGAAUGAUGAUAGCCCCUGUACUGGCCAACCACGGCCCCCUGGAGGCGUUGUCGUUCAAGCCAAAUCCUGCCGAGGUAGAAGAGAUCUUCACCCUGUCACUCUCCCACGUAUGCAGCCCACAGAAUCGGGGAUACACCAACUUCCGUACCGGUGAGCGAUAUGGAUACACCUUGCCCGUGAUCCGCAACGGGAAGCACCGCGUGUGGGGCCUCACUGCCGUAGCCCUCGAACACACGCUCAAACUCAUCAUGCCACCAUGAUAACCAAUCAUGCCAGCCAUCACUACUGUUUUUUUGUAAAGUAUAGUGUAUUUGUGAUUAUAGAAUAAUAAAUUGAUUAUUUGUUUCAUAUGUGAAAUCAAUCAUUGGGGGUUAUAGAUCAAUUGUGGACUUCUUAUAGUCAAUGUAUCCAUUAUAACCGUACAUGUCAGAAGUGAUAUAUUGAAUAUAUGAGAUAUCAGGUAGGGUCAUGUAAGGAACAAUCACCUUCCACGUCAAAGCCACUGGAUUGUAAUGUCACUCUAUUUUAUAAUACUGACAUAAUAACCUACAGUACUCCCUAGAAAGGUCAAAUCUCGACAGUCCAUUCAUUCACUAACCUUAUGAAAGCAACGCACCAUGUUUCGGUGUGUCAAAUGUUUUCCGAUUCUAUCCUUUUUUAAAUGUUAUUUCCAUAGGAUUCUGGACAAGAUCAAUCAUUAUUUUAUGACUUGCAGACAGAAAUAAAUAUAGUGCAACAAAUGUGCUUUUGAUGUACAA